CAUCCCCCGCGCGCGGCGUGGAUCGCGGCCCGAGCCGCCAUUGUUCCGCCAAGGGACGACGGCGGGGCCUGGCACUGGCGCCGAGACGCCGCUUAGCGGCCGCCACUGGAGACACUCCCUCCCGCCGCCCCCCUCCUUCUGGCGGCGGCGGAGUGAGGCUGGCUAGGGGGACCUCGGAGCCCCCUCUCCUGGCGGCGGCAGCUGUCGAUCCCCGGCUCCGGCGCGAGGGGCGGCCGCGAUGCGCUCCGCCUGAGGCAGUCCGGCCCGGCCCUUCUUCGCCUCCCUUGACUCUUGUACGGCGUCUGUGCGCCCCAGCGUCAUCCUGCGAGUCUCGCUGACGGAGGGAAGAUGGCUGCACAGAGCUGGCAGGACGAGCUGGCCCGGCAGGCCGAGGAGGGCUCGGCUCGGCUGCGGGAAAUGCUUUCGGUUGGCCUAGGCUUUCUGCGCACCGAGCUGGGCCUCGACCUGGGGCUGGAGCCGAAGCGGUACCCGGGCUGGGUGAUCCUGGUGGGCACCGGCGCGCUGGGGCUGCUGCUGCUUCUCCUGCUCUGCUACGGCUGGGCCGCGGCUUGCGCCGGCGCCCGAAAAAAGCGGAGGAGCCCGCCCCGCAAGCGGGAGGAGGCGGCGGCAGUGCCGGCCCCGGCCCCGGCCCCUGACGAUCUAGCCCUGUUGAAGAAUCUUAGGAGCGAGGAGCAGAAGAAGAAAAACCGGAAGAAGUUGCCCGAGAAGCCCAAACCAAAUGGACGGACUGUUGAAGUGGCUGACGAGGAAGCUGUCCGAACUCCUCGAAGUAUUACAGCAAAGCAGCCCUUAGAGACAGAUAAGAAAAAUGAAAAGUCAAAGAAAAAUAAGAAGAAAUCAAAGUCAGAUGCUAAAGCAGUGCAAAACAGUUCACGCCAUGAUGGAAAGGAAGUUGAUGAAGGAGCCUGGGAAACUAAAAUUAGUCACAGAGAGAAACGACAGCAGCGUAAACGUGAUAAGGUGCAGACUGAUUCUGGUUCAUUGGAUUCAACUAUCCCUGGGAUAGAAAAUACCAUCACAGUUACCACCGAGCAACUUACAACUGCAUCAUUUCCUGUUGGUUCCAAGAAGAAUAAAGGUGAUUCUCAUCUAAAUGUUCAAGUUAGCAACUUUAAGUCUGGAAAAGGAGAUUCUACACUUCAGGUUCCUUCAGGAUUGAACGAAAACCUCACUGUAAAUGGAGGAGGCUGGAAUGAAAAGUCUGUAAAACUCUCCUCACAGAUCAGUGCAGGUGAGGAGAAGUGGAAUUCUGUUUCACCUGCUUCUGCAGGCAAGAGGAAAAGUGAGCCAUCUGCCUGGGGUCAAGACACUGGAGGUGCUAAUGUAAAUGGAAAAGACUGGGGAAGGAGUUGGAGUGACCGUUCAAUAUUUUCUGGCAUUGCUGCUUGGUCUAGUGUGGAUAGGGGAAUGAAUACCUCUGAACAGAAUUCUUCUUUUGCAUCUCUCACACUUAACUCUGCUGUUUCUGGGUCUACUGCUGAGCCAGUUUCUCAUUCUACCACUUCUGAUUAUCAGUGGGAUGUUAGCCGUAAUCAGCCCUAUAUCGAUGAUGAAUGGUCUGGGUUAAAUGGUCUGUCUUCUGCUGAUCCCAGCUCUGAUUGGAAUGCACCAGCAGAAGAGUGGGGAAAUUGGGUAGAUGAAGAAAGAGCUUCACUUCUAAAGUCCCAGGAACCAAUUCCUGAUGAUCAAAAAGUUUCAGAUGAUGAUAAAGAAAAGGGAGAGGGAGCUCUUCCAACUGGGAAAUCUAAAAAGAAAAAAAAGAAAAAGAAGAAGCAAGGUGAAGAUAACUCUCCUGCACAGGACACAGAAGAAUUAGAAAAAGAAAUUAGGGAAGAGCUUCCAGUGAAUACCUCUAAAGUCCGUCCAAAACAGGAGAAAGCUUUUUCUUUGAAGACCAUAAGCACUAGUGAUCCAGCUGAAGCACUCAUCAAAAAUAGCCAGCCUAUCAAGACUCUUCCACCUGCUAUUUCUACCGAGCCAUCUGUUCUUUUAUCAAAAAGUGAUUCUGACAAGAGUUCGUCCCAAGUGCCACCGAUGCUACAAGAGACAGAUAAAUCCAAGUCAAAUACUAAGCAAAACAGUGUGCCUCCUUCACAGACCAAGUCUGAAACUAGCUGGGAAUCUCCCAAACAAAUAAAAAAGAAGAAAAAAGCCAGACGGGAAACGUGAAUAUAUUUUUCCUGAUUUGGACAUGUGUUUUCAAACACUGUCUGGAAGAUUAUGCUGUUUAUGCAAUAAUUUGUGAACAUGUACAGAGUUUUAUAUAAAUUUAAACCAAUUUUUAAAACAAAACUGUGAACACAACCACCAUAAAAAUGGAAUCAAAGGAAAGUUAAUUUAUGAAAUUCAGAGGUCAGCAGAAUAUACUCCAGUGCUGGAAGACACUUGGGGAAAGUCUUUUCAAUUGAACAAGAACGGUCUUAAUUUAAGAAUAUUAUCCUGGUUUUACAGCAGUGCCCUGUUUACAACAGCUUGUGCCCUGUCUCAUCUGCAGCUGAGGAAUAAAGGAUUCUGAUUAGAGAGAGAGCUGCCUGCGGAUGCAUAGGCAACAUCUGCGAUCUUAUGCACGGAACUUAAACCAUUUGAAUCUGUUUUAUGCUUAAAUCAAAGUGCUUUGAUCAAAUGCAUAAUCUGCCAUAUCUUUACAUAUAUGUUGGUAGCAAUUUGUAUUAAAGGAAUCACAAGUGCAAAUAAAAGGUCAUUUAUCAUUUGUUAACUAAACUCCUGGUUUAGUUUACAAUUUUUAAAAAGUUCUUAAUUAAAAACAUUGAACAUGCAGUUGAUGCUUGUAUGGCUUAUGAAGUUAUUUUUGAUAGUCUUACAUUACUUGAAUUGUUCAAAGUUCAGUAUAUUUUAAAUUAAGAAAGAUAAACUAUAUGUAUUUGUUUUAUACUUUUAAGGUUCAGACUCACAAAUAAUGCUCUUGUUUAGAAUUUGAAAACUUUCAGGCAAAAUGCAACUUAACAUUUUUCCCUUUCCCUAGCAGUUUCUUUUUUCCAACGUCAGCUCUUCUCUUCAUUGCUAAUACUUCUUCGACUUUAAAAAUGAAAUCUUUCACAAAUUAGUUAUACAGACAGAACUUUGAGUAAAGGAUGGAGAAUGAAAAACUAGAGUCAGCUUUAAUUGACAUUGUCAAGACCUCCAGUUAUCAGGAAUACAUUUUUUUACUGCCUUAACCUAUAGUGCGUAGAAUAUGCAUCAAUUUCUUGAGGGGGAUUCGUGUUUUUAUAAGAAUUUUCAUGUAAUUAUUGCGAUCGUGGUCAAAUAAGGAACGUUUUCUGCUUGAAACUAUUGAUUUAAAUGACGUGUGAGAUGUUUCACCAUUUUCAGGCACUGUGUAAUUCUCUUGUAAUAAACUGGCAGGUAUCUUUGUAACUAUAACUAGUGCAUGCUCAGCCAUGUACACUGUAAAUAGCCUUUACCAAACGUGUUUGACAAAGACCAUAAUUAACAUCACUUAGUGAAUUGUGAUAAAGAAAAAAAGCCAUGAUUUAUUUGAUGUGAUUGGCUUGUUUUUACGUGGCGCCAAGAAUGAAACUGUUUAACAGCUGUAACCAAUGGUACUGAUCUGUCCAUCCAAUCUUGUCUUUAUUAGAUCUGAUUGUGGUUUGAUAGUAUUGCAUUGUGACACUAGGAAAGCUAAAGAAACACAAUGGUUUUAGUAACUGCUGAAGACUGGCCUUAUUAAUGGACAGCUUUCCUAACAAGCAAUUAUUAACUUCUAUCAGGUGUUACCAUCUGUUUCAGGAACACGGCAGUAUGUUUACAUGUCAGAAGUCUUGUUUCAUUCUAUGAGGUUUCGAAAUUGAUUUGUUUAAAUAAAUUCAGCAAAUGGACAGCAUUGUGUUUAUUUGCUUCAAUAUUGGGGUAAAUAAGCUCAACUGCCAGGAAUUCAUUUCUUCAAAUGACUUCAUUCUGUGAGCUUUACAUAGAUGUUUCCUAAAUAGAUAAAGGAUUCCUGAAGUUGCCAGCACUUUGUAAAGGUAUCACAGAGAGUUUGAGAAGGAGUCUGUAUAAUUUUAGAAUGUGCCAAAAGAUCUAAGCUCAGAAAAUUCAAUUGAACUCUCUCAACUCUACCUCACCAUUUCUUUAUCUUAGAAUUUUGUUGGCUGAGUCAAAUGUUGGGCUUUAUUUCUCCGGCUUAGUAUCUCCCAGACAGCCACCUACAGCGGAUGUUAGGGACACUGUCUUUUGAGGAGAGAUCUAGUGUGGAGAUGGAGAAGUGCAUUGCUAAAUGGGUGGAUCCGGUGUGGAGAUGUCUCUGUCUCUCCAGCUCAAGAGCGAGGACGUGGAUUUUAUGUUUUAAGAGAUGGCAGCUAUGAGUGAUAAAAUUAAUUUUUUUCAUAUGCAUGAGAUGAAAACUCUUGCACAAUUAAAGUAUCAUUGUUCAUUGCUCUCUACCUGUUCCAGAAGAUCUUUAUAUGGCAUUAAAUCAGUUUCUGGAAUCUGAACACAGGAACUUUUCUCCAUCGUCAACCUUAGAAGGCACUAAAAUGAAGGUAGCGAUUCAGGGAAGAGGGGAAAGAGAGGAACCUAUUGUCCUUUGGAGACUUGCAUUAGAUGCUACCCAAACUGUCAGUAGGGAGAUAAUUGAUCCCUUUAGGCUUCAUCAGGCCUGAAGAGGAACCUUGUUCUAAUUAGCAAAUGAGGCGUCCUCAGAGAACCUGCUUAGAAAUCUCCCUAAUCCUGACCUGUCUACUCGUACUUACUGAAAAUCUUUCCCUAACCUGGAGUGGGGUUUAGGAUUUCCCCAGACUGGAAUCCUACCUAUCUGUACCCCAGAUUGAGCAAAACAAUAGUUGAGAGAGUCCAAAAAAAAAAAAGGUGUUG
Molecule: messenger RNA, 4851 nt
Organism: Neomonachus schauinslandi (Hawaiian monk seal)
Lineage: Eukaryota; Metazoa; Chordata; Mammalia; Carnivora; Phocidae
Gene: MTDH
Product: metadherin
Exons: 13
Coding region: 349-2190 (613 amino acids)
Biological process (GO): negative regulation of apoptotic process; positive regulation of angiogenesis; positive regulation of canonical NF-kappaB signal transduction
Cellular component (GO): nucleus
Molecular function (GO): transcription coregulator activity; NF-kappaB binding
Source: RefSeq, a predicted model, not a curated record